This is a messenger RNA of Oryza sativa Japonica Group (Japanese rice), 1638 nucleotides long. NCBI's taxonomy places the organism in Eukaryota, Viridiplantae, Streptophyta, Magnoliopsida, Poales, Poaceae. The record is from RefSeq and is a predicted model, not a curated record.
AUGGCGUUGAGGGCAGUAGCAGUAGCAGGGGCCCUGCUGCUGCUUGUGGUUGUGGGUUCUUCCGCCGCCGGUGCCGGUAGUGGCAGCUGCCAGACAAGGUGCGGCGACGUGGACAUCCCGUACCCAUUCGGCAUCGGCCCCAACUGCUCCCGCGGCGUUGGGUUUGAGAUCGAGUGCAAUACGAGGAACGGCAGCGGCGACUUGGUGCCGACCCUGGCGGCCACCAGCUUGAGCAUCGUGCAGAACCUGUCGGUGGAGUCGCCUCCAAUGGCGAAGGUGAUGCUGCCGGUGGCAUACAAGUGCUACGACGACCCAACAAAAACCCAAGAUUUCAACGGCGAGGUAGAGCUGAACAAGACCGGCGUGUACCGCAUCUCCGAUGAGCUGAACAUGCUGGUCGUCCUCGGCUGCAACACCAUGGUGUACACCAAGAACGGCAACAGUGAGGGCGGCCUAUACCCGUACCUCUACUACACCGGCUGCAUCGCCUACUGCAACGACUCCAGGAGCGCACAAGACGGCAACCCCUGCGACUACGCCUUCCUCGUGGCCAAGGAGGAGUACGUCUUCCAGAGGUCUGACCUCAAUAAGGAGCUGAACCGGAACAUGCCAGUGUGGCUGGACUGGGCCAUCCGCGACGACGACUCGGCCUGUCCUCCGCUGGCGCUGGGGAAGAAACCACCAGCUGGGUCGUACGCCUGCGUCAGCGACAACAGCGAGUGCGUCAACUCCACCAACGGCCCCGGUUACUUCUGCAGGUGCCUCCCAGGCUACCAUGGGAACCCUUAUGAGUAUUACGAUGACAAGCAGGGCAAAGGAUGUCUGGAUGAGCUAAAAAAGAUCACAAAGAACAAUUCAGAGGUUCUUGGUCAAGGAGGCUUUGGUAAGGUAUACAAGGGGACUCUUGGAGAUAAUACUAUUGUCGCUGUGAAGACCUCAAUUGAGGUAAAUGAAGCACGAAAGGAUGAUUUCACAAAUGAGGUAAUUAUUCAGUCGCAAAUGAUGCACAACAACAUUAUCAAACUUUUGGGUUGUUGCUUGGAGGUGGAUGUUCCGAUGUUGGUAUAUGAAUUUGCGGCUAAUGGCAAUCUGCAAGAUAUUCUCCAUGGUGAUGGAAAUAUCCCUCUACCAUUACACUUACGCCUAGACAUUGCAAUUGAAUCUGCCGAAGGUCUAAGAUACAUGCACUCCUCAACUAAUCGUACCAUACGACAUGGCGAUGUCAAACCAGCCAACAUACUUCUAACGGAUAAGUUCAUCCCUAAGAUAUCAGACUUUGGAACUUCCAAGCUUCUUACUGUAGACAAAGACUUUACCAUGUUUGUGGUAGGAAGCAUGGGCUACAUAGACCCAGUGUUCCAUAAGACUGGUCAUUUAACACAGAAGAGUGAUGUGUAUAGCUUUGGAGUUGUACUACUUGAACUCAUAAGUAGAAAGCCAACAAUAUAUGGUGAAAAUUGUAGCCUGAUCAUUGAGUUCCAGAAGUCCUACGAUAAAGAGAAUAGUGGGAGAAUGAUGUUCGACAAGGAUAUUGAAAUUGAAGAAGACAUCCUCAUCCUUGAAGAAAUUGGCAGGCUGGCAAUGGAGUGUUUGAAAGAAAAGGUUGAAGAACGACCUGAUAUGAAGGAGGUAGCAUAA